AUGAAACGACCAGCAGCCUGCGAGGAGAUCGCCGAAAGACCCGCCAAAAAAGCCAAGGAGAACCCGAAGGAGGAAGAGGAGGAUGAUGAGCCACAGGAAGAGGAGCAGCAGGAAGAAGAAGAGGAAGAGGCCGAACAAGCCCCGGAGAAAAGCCCCGAACCGCCAGAGCCGACCGCCAAGCUCGCGAAGGUGAAAGACCGUUGGCGCCCUCGUUUCGAAGCACUGGGCAAGCAGGACCCCCGUUUGGAGCUGGACCAUGGUGUGCUGUCUUCUGACAACAUGAGGUCAUGGACCGUCAGCUUGAACAAGAAAGUCGCCAAGAUCGGAGUUUGGUUUAACCCAUAUUCUGGGUGCUUCUACAUCUACGGUGCACAGCAAGAACGCUUGGAUAUGGUGAAUCAGAAAUACAGAACUGACUUCAUUGCCCGGUACCUAGUCAAUCGACAGUACGGCGCCAGCCUGGGCUGGACGAAGUUCGACUCGCUGGCCAAAGCGCCUGGUGCUUGGCAUUUUGCAGCCGUUACUGAUUUCAGCUGGGAUUGUGAGCAAGCCUUGGACCUAGGUGGGAAGCAGCUUGCUUAG
This is a messenger RNA of Symbiodinium sp. CCMP2592, 582 nucleotides long. NCBI's taxonomy places the organism in Eukaryota, Dinophyceae, Suessiales, Symbiodiniaceae. The record is from the annotation of a GenBank genome assembly.